Molecule: messenger RNA, 813 nt
Organism: Leptopilina boulardi
Lineage: Eukaryota; Metazoa; Arthropoda; Insecta; Hymenoptera; Figitidae
Exons: 2
Coding region: 339-641 (100 amino acids)
Source: RefSeq, a predicted model, not a curated record
GUCGAUUUGUCGUCAAUUGUCAAUUGAAAAUAUUUUUUGCAUAAAUGAAAAAAUCUUAUUUAAGUUUUGUAAUAUUGUGAGAUUUUUUUUUAUAAUGUGUUCUGUGCUUAUGACAACAUUUUAGUCUAGAAAAUUGUUUAAAAAAUAUGCGUCGUUGGAGGAUACCACGUGCCUUUGGUUAUUCAAAAAGACAUGGUAAUCGAAUUCUUGAAAAGCAAUUGAACGAUGACUGGAACGAAUUAGCUGAUGAUAAUACUGAGGCCGCAUCAUCUAAUGACAAUGACAUGUUAAGAGAAGCUGAUGAAGUUCUUUAGAAACAAUUGGAAGACUAUUGGAAAAUGUUAACGGAGGAAGAUACUGAGUCUGCUGCAUUUAACACUAAUGACAUGUCAAAACAAGAAAAUCUAAUUCUUAAAAAACAAUUGGAAGAUGAUUGGCAAGAGUUAAUGGAUGAAAAUAGUGAGGCUUCUACAUCUGCUCCUAGUAUUUCAACAAGUGGUCGUGAAUGCGGUGAAUUUGUUCCUGAAGUAAAUAAUGAGGAAUGGUCUAGUGAUAUAGGUUAUCGCAAUUUUGAGAUGGGGAAGAAUUUUUCCGCCAGAGAAUCGUGCCCCGAUGAAGAUGUCAACAGCUUCUUAAGAUAAGAUAGUAAAAACACUUUUAAAGUAACUUAUAAGACAUAAUACUAAAACUUCAAGAGUCUGUAAAUUUUUGUUACUUUUUUUUGCUGCUAAAAAUGAUAAAUUAGUGUAGAGUUAAGUAUAAUUUUCGAAAAAUUAAAAUUAGUAAUUUUCUCGUAAUAUUUAUUAUUUUUCA